Molecule: messenger RNA, 829 nt
Organism: Eupeodes corollae
Lineage: Eukaryota; Metazoa; Arthropoda; Insecta; Diptera; Syrphidae
Product: larval cuticle protein A3A-like
Exons: 2
Coding region: 80-736 (218 amino acids)
Cellular component (GO): extracellular matrix
Source: RefSeq, a predicted model, not a curated record
AAAGGAGAAUUGGAAUCGAAUUUAAAUCAGUUCACUUCAGGUUUCAUCACCAGAAUAACAUUAACCACCAAUCACUAAAAUGGCAUUCAAAUUUGUUGCUUUCUUCGCUUGUCUUGCUGUUGCCAGCGCUGGAUAUCUUGCUUCACCACUUGCUGCUGUUGCCACUCCAGUCUUGGCCAAGACCGAAGAUCAUGAUCCUCAUCCACAAUACUCCUACGGGUAUGAUGUCCAGGAUGCCAUCUCAGGAGACAGCAAGAACCAACACGAGACCCGUGACGGAGACAUCGUUCAUGGUCAAUACUCUUUGAAUGAUGCCGAUGGUUACAGGCGCAUUGUUGACUACACUGCUGAUCCCAUCAAUGGAUUCAACGCUGUUGUCCGCAGGGAACCAUUAGGUGCUGCUGUUGCUGUUAAGACUGUUGCUGCCGCUCCAGCUUUGAUCAAGUCCGCUCCUCUGGCCUAUGCUGCUGCACCAGCUCCUCUGUACAAAUCAACUCCUUUGACAUACGCUGCUGCUCCAACCCUUGUCAAGUCUGCUCAUUUGGCCUACUCUGCUGCCCCAGCCACCACUCUUUACCAAUCAGCACCAGCAUUGAUCCGAUCAGCUCCAGCUUUAGUCAGAACUUCUUAUGCUGCUCCAGCCUUGAUCAAAUCUGCUCCCGCUUUGGCCUAUUCAACUGGCCCAGCAUUGGUUAAGACUAGCUACUCUUCACCUUUAAUCUCAUACGCAUACUAAGUUUAUUGCUGAGGAAGCCUGUUGAUACCGAACUUCGAUACUGUUGUUAAUGUUGUUGUUUUUGUGAACCUGAAAUACAUAAUUGAAACGAAA